AUGGGAAAACGCAAAUAUGGGACAAACGCAAAUAUUGGAAAAUCGCAGGUAUGGGAAAAACGCAAAUAUGGGAAACACGCAAAUAUGGGAAAAACGCAAAUAUGGGAAAAACGGAAAUAUAGGAAAAAAGCAAAUAUGGGAAAAACGCAAAUAUGGGAGAAACGCAAAUAUGGGAAAAACUCAAAUAUGGGAAAAACGCAAAUAUGGGAAAAACGCAAAUAUGGAAAAAACGCAAAUAUGGGAAAAACGCAAAUAUGGGAAAAACGCAAAAAUGGGAAAAACGCAAAUAUGGGAAAAACGCAAAUAUGGGAAAAACGCAAAUAUGGGAAAAACGCAAAUAUGGGAAAAACGCAAAUAUGGGAGAAACGGAAAUAUGGGAGAAACGCAAAUAUUGGAAAAUCGCAGGUAUGGGAAAAACGCAAAUAUGGGAAAAACGCAAAUAUGGGAAAAACGCAAAUAUGGGAAAAACGCAAAUAUGGGAAAAACGCAAAUAUUGGAAAAACGCAAAUAUGGGAAAAAAGCAAAUAUGGGAAAUACGCAAAUAUGGGAAAAACGCAAAUAUGGGAAAAACGCAAAUAUGGGAGAAACGCAAAUAUGGGAAAAACGCAAAUAUGGGAAAAACGCAAAUAUGGGAAAAACGCAAAUAUGGGAAAAACGCAAAUAUGGGAAAACGCAAAUAUGGGAAAAACGCAAAUAUGGGAAAAACGCAAAUAUGGGAAAAACGCAAAUAUGGGAAAAACGCAAACAUGGGAAAAACGGAAAUAUAGGGAAAAAGCAAAUAUGGGAAAAACGAAAAUAUGGGAAAAACGCAAAUACGGGAAAAACGAAAAUAUGGGAAAAACGAAAAUAUUGGGAAAACGCAAGUAUGGGAAAAAUGCAAGUAUGGGAAAAACGGAAGUAUGGGAAAAACGCAAGUAUGGGAAAAACGCAAAUAUGGGAAAAACGCAAAUAUGGGAAAAACGCAAAUAUGGGAAUAACGCAAAUAUGGGAAUAACGCAAAUAUGGGAAUAA
Messenger RNA from Schistocerca americana (American grasshopper), 1011 nucleotides. RefSeq lists its product as uncharacterized. Bases 1 to 1011 code for a protein of 336 amino acids. The record is from RefSeq and is a predicted model, not a curated record. Lineage: Eukaryota; Metazoa; Arthropoda; Insecta; Orthoptera; Acrididae. The transcript has a single exon.